AUGAGUGAAAGUAAUUACGUUUUUAGACGGGUAAAGUUACCAGCAAGGGGGGAUAAACUUAGUUCUCCUUUUCAAAAGUUUGAUACUUCUGUACCAAAGAAGCAAUUAACUGUUGUUGGAAAACAAACUGGAUUAAAUAAAAAUAUUAAAACAAAAGGUGGUAUUACUGCAGCAGAUCUUCAAAGUGCAAAAUUAUCUGCGUUGCCACCAACAAAUUAUAUUGAUGAAAAAUUUAAAGAGAUUUCAGCAUUAUUUGAUAUUUCACCAAAUGAAUCAAAUGAAUUAUCGUAUGAAACUAAAUGGUUACUUCUUCAAAGACACAGUCCUGACGCUUCUCAAAGUAAAUUAAGAAAUGCUACAUUUGCAGUUUCUUCUUUAAGAUGUGAACCAACACCAACAUUGAUUGAAUCAAUUAUUGUUUUUUUAAAAAAUGAAAAAUGGUCAUCACAGUUUAUUGAAGCAGAUGGAGUAGAAGCAUUAAUUGAUGCAUUAACUUCUUCAAUGAAUGGUUCAGAAAAAAAGAAUGGAGCUGAAGUAUCAAGAAACUGUCUUAGAGCAUUAAGAACUAUUGCACCUAUAGCAGAAGAUAGAGUAGUUAAAUCAACAGUAUGUGAUUUAUUAAUGAAAUGUUUGACAGUUAAUGUAGCAGAUGAAAGAAUUAGAACUGAAGCCACUAUGUUAUUAUGUUUAAUUUCUAAUAAGAAGAAAGGAAGUGAGGAAGUUUUAGCUGCAAUUGAUAAGGUUAAAGGUAAAGAAGGUCGAUUUAAAAUUCUUGUAGAGUUAUUUGGAAAGACUGAUGAUAGUGAAUUAAAAGCAACUAUUGUAGCUAUGUUUUCAUAUUUAACAAAUAAUGCUGAUGAUAUUUUUACUCGUAUCUCAAGACGUGCAGAAUUAACAUUAAGUGGGUUUGAUGAAAAGUGUAAUGGAGAAAAGUCUAAAGCAUCACUUGCAAUGAGCAAAGAUGUUUCUGAUAUUUUAAACCAAAUUGGAAUAUAUGAAAAGUUAAGAGGAGAAGAUGACGCUAAAAUGAAAGAAAGAUUUAAAGAUAUUCCAAUGUUAAGUGUAGAACAUACUGACGAAAAACUUAGAGGAGUAUUAGAACAAGCAAGAGCAGAAAUAUAUUAUGUUCAGAUGUUAAAAGAAAUUGAAUUUCUUGUUGGAACUGAUUACACAAAAAAUAAAAAUGAAACUAUCUUGCAACAAAAAUUAGUUGUAGCUACUAGAUUCAUUAGACAACUUGGUCUUUAUUCAUAUGAAAAUGACCAACAUAAUACCAUUGAGUUUAAUGAGCAUUCAAUAGAUAUUAAUUCUUUAGUCUCAGGAGCUGCAGAUUGUCUUGGAAUGGCAAAGUUAUUGGAAGAAAACGCUACACUAAAAUUAAGUGGAGGAGUAAAGAAGACAAAAAUCGAUGAUGAAGAGAAAGAGAAAUUAAUUCAACAAAAAAUGGAAGAAAUGAAAAAACAAUCUUCCUUGAUUGCUGCAAAUGAAGAGAAAGUAACACUAAAAUUAAAAGAAGUAGAAGAAAAAGAAAAAAAAAUCGCCUUGUUAGAGUCAAGUCAAGCGGCUUUAGAUGGAUUGAAAAUCAAGUAUGACGAACUUAACGUACAACAUAAUAACACAAUGGAAGUCAUGAAAAUUCUUACUAAAAAUCCUAAACUAGUUGAUCAUUUAAAGGCUACAGAUUAA
Entamoeba nuttalli P19 is the source of this 1686-nucleotide messenger RNA. RefSeq names its product formin 2 family protein. Bases 1 to 1686 code for a protein of 561 amino acids. Lineage: Eukaryota; Evosea; Mastigamoebida; Endamoebidae. Gene Ontology annotation, molecular function: actin binding; small GTPase binding. The record is from RefSeq and is a predicted model, not a curated record. The transcript is spliced from 2 exons. Gene Ontology annotation, biological process: actin cytoskeleton organization.